Molecule: messenger RNA, 7495 nt
Organism: Pocillopora meandrina
Lineage: Eukaryota; Metazoa; Cnidaria; Anthozoa; Scleractinia; Pocilloporidae
Source: the annotation of a GenBank genome assembly
AUGGCCAGGAAGGAACUCUUCUUUUUUCUGCUUCUUCCCCUGAUCUUUUCACACUGUAAAGCUAAAGAAACACUUUACAUCGGUGGACUGUUUGGUAUUGACACAAAUGGCGGUGGAUGGAACUCGGCAGGAAUAAUUCCCGCCAUUCAGAUGGCUAUCGAUGAAAUAAACAACAACACAGAGAUUCUUGAGGAUUAUCACCUGCAACUUUUGAUAAAGGAUUCUCAGGUUGGUAACCUGUAAAGGUAAAAUGUAAAGGAAACUUCUCUCUCAGAAACCGUAAAAAGCUUUUUUAAAUUCAAGUCCUCUGUAAAUAUUGUGUCGCACUUUAAAUCUUCAAUACAAUUCAGAGAUUAUUGUAAUAAAUUGAUGUAGUUAAACAACCUUUAAAUUUAUUGAGGCAAUUUUUUCCUCUUUGUUUUCCUGAGUGUAAGGUAAGGAAAUAAUAUAUGCAAGUAGUUAGUUGACAUAUUUCGAGAUUCUCUUGACACCCGAGGAAACAGUUCACGUAUUCAUCCUUUGUCCCAACGCUUACACGGGUCUUGUUAGCACAGCUUGGAUUAAAAAUUUUCUGAUGUUUGUGUAACCAAUGGGGUAUCAAACAUUUUUACGUAUCAAGGUCAUUCUUGUUUAUAGUUUUGAUCGGCACAAUGACAUAAAAUUGCUUAUUUUCGCGAUAACUUCAAGAAAUUUAAUUUCUGUCCAAGAAAGUUCGUUUCUUCAGUUUGGGACAUGCAAGCGAUUUGAAGGAUCAUUAAAGGUUGUCAUAUUAAUUAAGGUUUACUGGAUGAUCAUGAAAUGACACAUCUAAUUCCGAUAGUCAAUGUAGAGGCAGUCUAGAUUAAUUUCAGUACAGAUUUGGACUUUUCAUUUUUUUAACACUCAGUGCAAUGUUGGCGAGGCUGUCCGCAGAACCCUGGAGUACAUAUCAUCCGGGAAACCCAAAAUCAUGUUUCUAGGCCCCGGAUGCUCUAAAGCCACAAUGCCAGUAGCUGGAGCCAUUCAUAACUGGAACAUUGUGCAGGUAAGUUAUCUUAUCUUCUAUGUUCAUAAAUCACAUAAUUGGCUUUUUUAAUGAAGCUAGGGGAAUGUGAGAUAGGAACAUUAAAUAACGCACUAUGGCUGGUUUUCAUUUAUUAACAGGUUUUUGGCAAUAUUUUACUCCUGCAAUUAGAGAUAAAUGAAUACAAACCUGUUGAGAACUUUGCUUGGAAUGAAGGUGUCGUCCUCGGAAUUGUAUUCAAAUGAAAACAAAUGGAGAAAAUGUAAAAAAAAAAAAAAGGAAGAAAGAAGGGCUUUUUAAAAAAAAAAAAAUAACAAGAGCAUAAUCUAAAUUUCCCUCUCCUUAGAUUGGCUUCUCAAAUUCUUCCCCAUUGCUAUCGUCAAAAGCCGUUUUUCCCCUCUACUUUCGAACCAACCCUUCGGAGAAAUUCUCCAAUCUGGGACGAAUUGCGAUUCUUCGACGAUUCAACUGGAAGAAAGUUGCCAUUCUGCAACAAAACAACGACGUUUUCACAGGAAUCAGCAACUCUCUUAUUGAUAUGCUGGGUGCUACCAAUAUAACCGUGCUUGCCUACGAGAGUUUCAAAGAUCAUCCGAAGAUUGCCAUAGAGAACCUGAAGGUAAACUACUUAAGUUUCGUUUUGUUUUCAUGAGACAUUUCAUGCUUAGUGUUUAAACAAUGUACCCCUCGUCACUUCGGAAUGAAUAUCAUAUUGGUUUAUUGAAGACAGUACUGAUCAGGAGAAAGAAGAAAACCCAGUUUACUCUGAUAAUCUUAGUAAUUACGUAAGUGAGGUUAUUUUUGUCCAGUCUCAAGUCCUCAGCGGGUUAUGGCAUACACUUUACAUAAAUGCUACUUUCAAUCCCUUAGAGGAAAGAUGCCCGUAUCAUCUUUGCAUUUUUCUAUCAAGAUCAACAUUAUAUCACCUUUUGUGAGGUAAGGGCGUAAAGUAAGAAAUUUCAUCUCCGAUGAAUUGUCAAUCUUUCCAGAGUGAGCGAGAAACGAUCGCUAGCUCCCGUCUCUGAAUGGAAGAUGGCAUUGAACCCAUACUUUAAUUUACGAUGUAACUAGAAGGGAGACAUACCAUGAUGAACAAAAAGAGCUUAUAAACUGUACAUAGAUCUCUUGCAGUUUAUAAUCUCUUGUCAACGACUGAUCGUAAAUGGCUGAAAAAGAAAGGAACGGCAAACUUUAAAUUAACUGGAGCCUUCAAUUAACAGAGACUCUGUACAACAACAUUAAGGUCCGUUUGCAAGAUUAGAGAAAUAUCCAUACAUAAACGCUGAAACCCAAAGUACGACUAUUAUAACAAAAUUAUUACAUUGGUCAAGGAUUGAUAAUCGUUUCACGUGUAAAUCAGUUAUUUUCUGUCUUAAUUACAAUCUACAGGCUUUCAAGAAAGGUAUGUAUGGACCGAAAUAUGUGUGGAUUUUGUUCUCUGGUCGAUUUCAGGACAAUUGGUGGAAAGUGCAGAGUCCUCUAGUGGAUUGUACACCGGAAGAAGUGCGAAAAGGCCUGAGUAACAAUAUCGGAACUGCAGAAUUGAAACUCAGUCCUGUCUCAGGACCAACUAAAUUUGGAAAGGUAUGUAACAUAACCCCAAGCCAAAUCGUUGUCUCUCCUCUUACGUGAGGAGACGCGAGGGAGAAACAUGUACAGUGUAUAGCUGACGACAAACCUUCCAAACCUGAGUUUUUUAAAUAAAUGACUAAGAACGAGAGAAAAUAUAAUUUCUUUUAUAUACCAUACAGGGUUGACAUAACAACAAGCCAUGAAACACACGUAUAGAAAAACAAUAUUACAUAACAAUACAAGUUUCAACACUAAGCAUAGAGACAACUUUUUAACAUACUUAAAUAAAGAUAUGAGGAAAACUUUGACCUAUUUGUAGUUUCAAUAAUGUGACCAACGCUUUACUCGUACCCGCGAUAGAAUAAUUCCUAAAUGAGAGGUUUCUAAUCUUAAAAGAAAUGAUUCACGGUCAUGAAGUUUUAUGCUCACACACAUUGACUGGAUAUCUUCUGCAGUCAUUAUUUUUUUGGUCAUUUUUCUCAGACGCCCCAAGAACUCUACACUGAAUAUCUAGAACGCCUCAACAACUCGGGAUAUUCCGAAAAUACGUUUGCCUCUUAUGGAUACGACGCGGCCUGGACAUGCGCACUGACUCUCAACGCAUCAAUUGAUGUCUUGGAAAAACAGAACUUCAAACUGAAUGAAUUCAACUAUAGCCUUCCUAACGUGAGCAAAGUCUUUGUCGACAUAAUGAAGAGGAUUUCAUUCGCUGGAAUGACAGUAAGUUGCACUCAAUCGCGGGGGCUGUGUUAGCAAUCUGUGGUUGUUGUUUGGAAGGAAAAGCCGUUCUCCAGAUUAUUGAAUUUCAACUCUUCAAUUUAUUUGUAGGGCCAGGUGAAGUUCGACAGUAAUCAUGAUCGUAUAACAAAACUGGAGGUCCGACAAAUACAAGGCAAGUACUGACCGUGUACGGUAAAUUUCUGUCGCUUUUCUCGUGUGACACCCUGCUAGAGGUCUUUGGUAUACCUUCAAAGCCAAUCUUUUUUGUUUGUCUCGUCGUGUAGGAAACACCCAACGAAGAGUUGCAUUCUACGACAUGGAAAAAGACACUCUCGAAGAGGAUACCAAUAGUGUUUACUUAUGGGAUGGUAAGAUUCAUGUUACAGAUAUAUAACUUCAUUUUAUUUUAUUUGAAGUAAUUGUAUACUUCUAUAGAAUCUCUUUUUUUAAACUUGAAACCGCAACUAGUUUUUCAAGGAGAAGCAUUAAAUUUGAAGUGCCAUUUGCGCUAAGAUCUUUUAUUAUACAUUUACAGAGGAAAAUAACUUUUGUAUUACUGAUCUUUUAUCUUAGCGAGGGAAGAUAAUUGUAACACUACGAUCACACGAUCGUAUGUGUUAUCAUCUAGUUUUAUAUAGAUUAAUAUAUAAAAACCUUACCUUCCGAUUCAGUUAUGCUGUGCACCUCUUCUUCAUCAGAGUGAAAUUUUUUUUUUCUGCUCGUUAAGGUGGUAAAGUCCCCGUCGAUGGUCUAAGAAUAGAAGAAAAGCUGGAAGGAGUCGAUCCAGGGGUCUUGUGGUUUGUUAUCGCUGUAUCAAUCCUCGGAGUUCUAAUGGCCAUCGCAUUCCUCAUAUUCAAUGUAUACAACCAAAAUAUCAGGUAUCUGUUUCACAGUUUUGUUUUUGUUUUUGUUUGUUAAAGAAAGAACGCCGAAUACAAAUCUUUCGUCCCCGAAAUGAAGAUCUUUAACAACAACGUCCAAAUGCUCAAACAACCAAACGUUGCGUCACGCAAUACUCAAUAACGCCUUUAACGAGGUAUAAGGUUAAUGAAUAAUGGUACAAUAAUAAUAAUAAUAAUAAUAAUAAUAAUAAUAAUAAAAUAAAGGGAAUCAAGGAGCUGGGCCAUCAUCAUUAAUAUAAUUUGGCUUUAUUUUUCUCCCUUCUUUAGGUACAUAAAAAUGUCGUCACCUAAUCUUAAUAACGUAAUCAUAGCUGGUUGCAUACUUAUUUACGUGGCGGGUGUACUGUUCGGCUUAGACAAAGAGCAAGCAAGUUAUUUGUGCCAGGUAAAUGCGUUUCUUCCUCAAAAAAAUCAACCAGAUCUUGUUUUUGGCUGUCGUAAAUUGCAAUUCCUAAAUUUUAUAAGCCAUGAUAUCUGAACUUCAUAUCUUCGACCUGAUCUUUUUCGUGGAAUCAGUUAACAAAGCAAUUUCUCAAGGCACUUUAUUUAUGGAGCAAUGAAAUGGUUUAAAAGUAGGGUAUCUGUUGACCUCAUCGUUUUUCAUCAAUUAAUUUGAAGGAAUGUAUGAGAGCUAAGGAAAGAUAAUAGACUGAAUUUUCUCAAGGAAAGAGUUAAUAGCAAAAAAUCAAUUAAAAAAAAUAUAAACAGCGACGCUCACUUACUUCAUUCCUUGGAAACUUUUUUUACUUAGUUGGAGUUAUGGAUUGCAAUGAUUGGAUUCAGCUUAGGCUUUGGAGCGAUGUUCAGCAAAACCUGGAGAGUUCAUGUAAUAUUUCUCAAUGCUAAAACUACAAAAAGGGUGAGUGUAUACUGAGCAAAUUCUUCAAAGAUUUUCUCUUUAUCUAAGGUUUUGACAACCUGUGACAUUAGCCACUUUCAGUUCUUUUUGUUUAUAAGAUAUUUUUUGUACUUGCUCCGAUUUGUUUUCCAGUUUUUCUAAUUAUCAAAUGCCAUUUCACCCAACUUCCCCCUUAGGACAAUUGAGUCACCCAGGAUUGAAUAAAAUCAAACGAUCAACUUUGAAAUUAAACAUAGAUCCAAUUUUUUUAGAGGUUACUCAUAUUUCUGCGAGUCGUUGUCAAUAAAUAGACAGAGAAAAAGUCAGAAAGAGAGACAGACAUAAAGUAUAAGCAAAUAAAAGAGCCAGAUAAAUGAUAAACAAUAGCAGUUCAGAUAGGUAGAAAGAUAAAUAUGUAGAUGGAGACAUAAAUAAAUGAUAGAUGGAUAGAUAGAUACAACUGUAAGAUAGAGCCAGAAAGAUGCCUAAGUGCGAUUUGUUAUGAAUAAUUUCCUUGCAGGUUAUCAUCCGGGACCGUCAGUUGUUUGGUAUGGUUGCUGUUCUUCUUUUAAUUGAUAUCAUAAUUCUCGUCACGUGGCAGAUUGUCGACCCAUUGACAAAUAAAGUAGAAAACUUGACGCUGCAGGUAAAGAGCAAAAAUUUUAAACAGUUCGUGAGAUUUUGAAUUAAAGGGAAAAGAAAACUCUCACUCACCUCUCUGGGGGGGAUCUCUUCCAACGCACACCUAUGCCACCAAAACCUGUAAUGACUGGCAAGUUUUAGGAAACCUAAAAAUAUUUUCAAACUUUGACGGCUAUGUUAGGCUUGGUUGCCUAUUUCAUCGAAACAUCAACGGUCACCGCACUAUAUUUUGCCGAGAAACUUCAGGGAAAUUAAGGCAUGUGACCAAGAUGGCGAAAAUCUUUUUCAUUCCAAAAACCUAAGUGUUUAUGGGUGCUAAGUUAUGUAUUUUCUACAACACUGAAAUGGACAGACUUAAAUUUAUCAAUUCUCGGAAAAUCUAAGACUAUAACGGACAGUUUACCUUCUAAUAUGGCACUUAGUAGUGCACAUUGAUCUUCUACACGUCAUCAAAAGAUGGCAAGGAACGAGGACAAGGAUUGCCAAAAAUUAAUUUUUUCUACAGUACUUUAGAUUAUUUUAAAAUAAUUCUCUUAUUUUUACUACAGGUAUCACAAGAGGAUGACACUGGCAUACAACCGUAUGUAACCAAGUGUACCUGCGAGAACAUAAUGAUAUGGCUUCCUUGCAUAUACCUGUACAAAGGUAGUAGUCAGAGACUUUUAAGGUGUUGAUGGGUGAAACAGCGUAUCUUGCAUUGCGAAUAUAGGAGAUUCUCCUUUGGAGAGUGAUCUGUGCUUGUUUGGGAGAUGAUCAGUGUCACACACUGACUCUUAAAAGAUCCCACUUUACACACCAGAGAGUAUUAGCUUCUACACUCAUGCGCGGUAAACACACUGGAUCAUUUAUUCUGAGACCAGAUGAUUUCCAUUCUGUCUGUUUCUUCAAGGAAAUAAAACUGGAUAAAAUUAAGGUUAAAUAAACUUAUUCGAGUGUUAACGUCAAUGCAAAUUCAGUUCUAGCGAACAAUGUUCACGAUGAGACAUGCGAAUAAACCGCUCAUAAAGUGAUUCACCAAGCUAUUAAAUUCACUGAGAUUUAUCAAAUGUCUCUUCUCUGGAAAAAGAGCACAAACGACUGGUCCUAAUUAUUUACUUAUCAACGUGACGUUUAUCUCAUUGCUUUCUAUCUUUAGGCCUGUUGUUAUUAUUUGGAGCCUACUUGGCCUGGGAAACCCGCAAAGUGCAUAUCCCCGCUUUAAAUGACAGCAAACUGAUUGGCUCGUCCGUUUAUAACGUCAUCAUUCCUUGUAUCCUCGUAUUUCCUAUUCUUGGUGUUGUCGAUGACCGACCUACCAUUCACUUUUCCUUGUCCUCGUUCCUCACCAUCUUCUGUACCUCAUUUACCCUGAGUCUUGUUUUCGUUCCAAAGGUUAGUUUAUCGAAAAAUUUUUGAGAACUAAGCUUCAAGUUGUGCCAUGAUUACGUUUGCUUCUUUGGCCACUUCGUACAAAUGAUUAAAGCAUUCUAUCAGAAAUAUAUAGGAAACAUCUUCAUGGGUAAGUUUCCAUGUCGUCUAUAGUGUGCAACACUAGCGAAAUUAAAUUUUUCCCCAUAAACGUCAAGGGUUCAGCUAUAUGUACAUCACAGUGAUGCUCAACAAAGCCGGAAACAAAAUUAUACCAUCGCCAUGACAACGACGUUUUAGUUUUAGAAUUUGAGACUAAAUCAUAUUGAUCAUUUAUUGUAGAUAAUGUUCUUAAGAACCGCGGACGAAAAUAGUUUUUCAACUGCUACUGGCUUAACCAUACAAGGUGGACGAAUGUCAACGAAGGUAAAAACACAAUCAGCCAAAGUAAAUAAAUAUGUUAUUCUCCAG